Molecule: messenger RNA, 1323 nt
Organism: Carassius auratus (goldfish)
Lineage: Eukaryota; Metazoa; Chordata; Actinopteri; Cypriniformes; Cyprinidae
Product: tripartite motif-containing protein 16-like
Exons: 6
Coding region: 230-1297 (355 amino acids)
Molecular function (GO): protein binding
Source: RefSeq, a predicted model, not a curated record
UCCUACGUCCUUGUUUCGCUUGUGAAAACAGUUCAGGCUCGUGCCUCAGAAACUCCGUGUGGACUGGGGAAUGGUUACGAAUAUUAUAAAGAAGAAGAAGCUUUGGAAAAUCGCCUAAUGUAAAAUUACAUCAAAAUGAACGCAGUACUAGCAUCUAUAAUGUUCACUCUGUUCCUGGAAUCAUAAAGGAGUAUUAAAAUAAAUAAAUAAAUAAAACCAGGUCGAGAAGAUGCAGAGAACAACCACGCAGAGAAUCCAGGAGAAACAGAAAACAAUAGAGGAGCUGAAACAGGUUGUGAACACACUGAAGCACUCUGCUCAGACAGCGGUGGAGCACAGUGAGAAGAUCUUCACUGAGCUCAUCCUCUCUAUCAAGAGAAGACAGCAUGAGGUGACCCAGCUGAUCAGAGAUCAGGAGAGGACUGAAGUGAGUCGAGCUGAAGGACUCCUGGAGCAGCUGGAGCAGGAGAUCACUGACCUCCAGAGGACAGACACAGAGCUGGAUCAACAUCCACACACAGAGCAACAUUUUCCUUUUAAGAAACUCUCUGAUUCUUCUGAAUAUGAUCAGUCAUCCAGUAUGACUGUUAAUCAUAUUCUGUUUGAUGGACUGAGGAAAUCUCUGUCUGAUUUAAAACAACAUUUUGAAGAUUUUUGUCAGGAGGAGAUCAGUAAUAUCAUCUCUGUUGUGGCAAGAAUUCAGAUUUUACCAUUAACCAGAAUCAGGAAUCACUUUAAACAAUAUUUUUGUAGCUUUACCCUUGAUCCCAACACAGUGGUUGAAGACCUCGUCCUCUCUGAGAACAACAGACAGAUGACAUAUACUGGGCAUUUAGGGAUUUAUAAGUUCCCCUGCAAGGUGUUUUGCAAGGAGAGUGUGUUUGGACGCUGCUAUUGGGAGGUGGAGUGGAGCGGGAGAUGUGUGCAUAUAUCAGUCUCGUAUAAAGAAAUGAGUGGCAGAGGAAAGGGAUUAGUUGGUACGUUUGGAAACAACAACACAUCUUGGAGUCUGCAGUGUUUUCCCAAGCCUGUUUUCUGGCAUAAGAGCAGUAAAACAGAGAUCUCAAGACCUCUGUCCUCUAGGGUAGGUGUGUUUGUGGACUACAGUGCAGGGACUCUGUCUUUCUACAGUGUCUCUGAUACAGUGACCCUCUUACACCGCGUCCAGACCACAUUCACUCAACCCCUGUAUCCUGGAUUUUGGUUCAGCGCAUUAGGUUCUGGAGAUCUGCUUAAUCUAGACAACUCUGGGUCAAACACCAGUGUGUUCUCCUCAGUGAAACUAUGUGAUCCAUAAACCAGUUUUGUGUUCCCCUUAUUUAA